CUCCACGUUCUUUCAUGCGAGUGGGCCUAAAAACCAACUCUUUUUUUUUUGUUCAUUAAAACAAAAAACUUUCCCAUUUCUCGCCCUUUAAAACCAUAGCUCACAACACAAACCAAAGGUCUCUCUCACAGAACACAGAGUUAGAAGACUCAAAACCCAAAGCAAAACCACAAAAGAAUCACUCUUUCUGUUCAGUUUCCUUUCUCAAAUUCUUCUCUUUCUCAAGUUCCAAUCGUUUUGAACCGAGAAAACAAUUCAAUGAAAAACACACCCAAAAAAGAAAAAACAGUGGUGAGACAGCAGACCAACACCAAGUAAAAGGCCAUAACUUGGAAAUUCUUCUUGGAAUCCACAAUUCUCUUUCCGGGUUAUCGGGCUCUGGAUCUGCCACCCAUUUCGCCAACACCCCCUCACGUUUCUUGGUUGCCCCGUUAAAACCCCAUAACUUUCUAUAAACCCACUAAGGAAAAAAAAAACCAAAAAAAAAAAGAGAACCCUGUUUUUAAAAUCUCUUUCCACUGUCUAAAACAUUGAGAAACACUUCUUCUAUAUAUAGUAAAACUCAAAGACAAAGUCUUUUUUGUAUAUAUAGAAGUAGUAGAGGGGAAGCAGUUGCUUUUUUGUUAAGUGUUAAACAUGGCAGGUAAUCAACAGGAAGGGUUAGGUGAUGAUUUCUUUGAGCAGAUCCUGGCGGUGCCACCAGGCUAUGGUGGUGGUGCAGGCGGUGGUGGCGAAGUGGGUGGUUCCUCCUUGCCUAUGGUGUUACAGUUAGGGUCAACUAGUGGUGCGGCUGGUGGCGGUGGUGGUGCUGAUGGAGGUGGUAGUGGUGGUGGUGGUGGAGGGUUUAGAGGGAUGGGAAUUGGUAUAGGUAUGGGAAUGAUGCCUUUAGGUUUGAAUUUGGAACACGGGUUCUUAAGACAUGGAGACGGAGUUGUAGUUGACAGCAACAACAAUAACAACAACAACAAUAAUGCAUCUUGUUCAGCCGCUUCUAAUGUUUCUGGAAUCAGUGAGAGAGAUACUAUGCAUAUGACAAGUUUGUUUCCACCCUUUGGACAAGUGCAAACUCAGCAAAUCCGCCCUACACCACCUCCUCCUCAGCCUCCUCCGCCUCAGCUCCACCAGCCAUUUCAUAGCCAGCCAAAAUCAGGUCCAGUUGCUGCUGCUGCACACCCACCUGCCAUCCGUCCAAGGGUACGAGCUAGGCGAGGGCAGGCAACGGAUCCCCACAGUAUUGCUGAGAGGUUACGUAGAGAAAGAAUCGCUGAAAGAAUGAAAGCUUUACAGGAGUUGGUUCCUAGCUGCAACAAGGUUCUGAGCAUGAGCAGACUUGGUGCGGCAGGUGCUGUGGCUCAGCUCGUGGCCGAUGUACCCCUAUCAUCCAUUGAGGGAGAUGGCGGAGAAGGUGGAACCCAGCCUGCUUGGGAGAAAUGGUCAAAUGAUGGCACUGAACAGGAAGUGGCGAAGCUGAUGGAAGAAGACAUUGGAGCUGCCAUGCAGUUUCUUCAGUCCAAGGCACUUUGCAUCAUGCCUAUAUCACUGGCCUCCGCCAUCUUUCGACCACACCAACCUGAUGCACCAACGAUUGUCAAACCCGAAUCAAACACCCCUUCCUAGACCAAAACAACAUGUGACGGCGCGUGCCCAUAAAUGACUCCUAGCGCGCCUGUGUACCCACUUGCAAUGGCUAAUUCUUGCUUCGGUCCAAUCUUUAAUUCUCAACGGCAACAUCAAUCAAGUCAGUGCAACUUUUCAAUCCAUCUUUUUUCCGGUUUUGGUCCAAAAAGCAAAGAAAAAAUGAAAAAAAAAGAAAG
Messenger RNA from Durio zibethinus, 1814 nucleotides. NCBI's taxonomy places the organism in Eukaryota, Viridiplantae, Streptophyta, Magnoliopsida, Malvales, Malvaceae. The record is from RefSeq and is a predicted model, not a curated record.